Molecule: messenger RNA, 258 nt
Organism: Cylicostephanus goldi
Lineage: Eukaryota; Metazoa; Nematoda; Chromadorea; Rhabditida; Strongylidae
Source: the annotation of a GenBank genome assembly
GGUGUAUCUCUGGAAGCAGAUCUGGUAUCGAAGAAAAUCAUGAGACAGGUUAUGAAGAUAUUAGAUUCCCUUACCGUAAAAGUCAGCGGGUUCAGCGAUCCUGUGCGCGUGCGCGCCACCGAAGCCAGAUGCGACUUUCCUAGGCGUCAUGAUUGGGACCUUUUCUUCAUGAAGAAUAAGCUAGAUGAAAGUAAACCGGGUGAGCGACCAGACACCGUUUACUUGGAGAAAAUACCAAUCAAAUGCAAGAGAAUUUAG